AUGCAAGAAUGUUCUUUUGUCAACACAAGAAGCACAUCAACACGUGAAGAUUUAACCAGAUAUAAAAAUGAAGUAACAAACCUAUUAACAAGAAGAAAUAAUAAUAAUAAUACAAAACCAAACAUGAGUAAUACAUCGGACAAUCGAACAAAAGGAGUACCAAAAACUAUAGCAACAAAACAAACACCAUCUACACUUUUCAAUGACAGUGAAUAA
Molecule: messenger RNA, 216 nt
Organism: Rotaria sp. Silwood2
Lineage: Eukaryota; Metazoa; Rotifera; Eurotatoria; Philodinida; Philodinidae
Source: the annotation of a GenBank genome assembly